This is a messenger RNA of Linum trigynum, 4745 nucleotides long. Lineage: Eukaryota; Viridiplantae; Streptophyta; Magnoliopsida; Malpighiales; Linaceae. The record is from the annotation of a GenBank genome assembly.
CUAUCAUAGAAACUGAACUUGGUAAUUACAAUCCGGAUUAACUGCAGUCUAGGGGGAACCAUAUCCGGGUGACCUCUCUUAACCUGAAUACAACAGUUUACUUGCUUUGUUAGUUUGUUAGUUUAGACUUGCAUUAAAGUUUCAUUGCUAGAUAACAAGAAUUCACCGAGUAGUCAUCAAAUCUAGGACCCGGGUUGACAUUUAAACCUAAGGCCGCUAUACUACGCUUUAGGAAGUGGUUUCACUUGGCCAAUUCCUGGAGUGAUAGUAGAAGUGAGUCAAGUUUUUGGCGCCGUUGCCGGGGACGGCUAGGUUGUUGAAGAAAAGUGAUUUCUAUUAAUUUAGCUUUUCUUUUUGUUUUGUUUGCUUUGUCCCACUUGUGCCUUCACGGGUUUGCUUGCUUGAGUGUGUGCAGGUAGUGCAUGGCCCGUAGCCAGUCUGGAGGUUUACUGCCGUUGAAUUCAGAGAUUGAUCGCACCUGUCGCCAACUCAGGAGACAACAGCGAGCUAGACUGGCUAUGGAAGAGAGCAUAGACGGCCACCUGAGUAGCGAUUCUAAAGAAGAGUACGGGAUGGACGGAGACUACAAUCAGCACCAGGGGAAUCCUCAGCAGGCUCCCCCGGUGAAUCAGGUCCUGGGGAACAACCCCAUACCCCAGGAUCAUGGGGUUCAUCAUCCACCGCCGCCGGGUCCCACCUUGGAGUACUACUCCACUCCUCGGAUUGCUGACAUCCGCCCGGUCAUCCUCUACCCGCCUAUUCCAGCAAACAACUUCGAGAUCAAGCCAUGCUGGAUUCAGCUCAUUACAUCUUCUAUCCAUUUCCAUGGCUUGAAGGAUGAGGAGGCCAGGGUGCAUCUUUCCCGUUUUCUGCAGCUGACGAACGGGUUCAAGCUGAAUGGUGUCCCUGAUGAUGCAAUCCGCCUUCAUCUCUUCCCCCAUUCUCUGGAGGGGAAUGCUAAGAGGUGGUUGGAGACCCAGCCCCCACUGUCCAUCACCUCUUGGGACGAUCUGGCUGACAAAUUCGUGCACAGGUACUAUCCGGCAUCGAAGACUACAGAGAUCCAGCGGGAGAUCACUCACUUCCUCCAAGAGCCAGAUGAGUCACUUCGUGAUGCUUGGGAGCGGUACAUGGGAUACUUCUGGCAGUGUCCCCAUCAUGGCUUUAGCGAUGCUUUCACAGUGGGGAACUUCUACAGUGCUCUCUCUCCAGACAGCCAGAGGGUGAUUGAGUCUCUAUGCCCAGGAGGGGAUAUUCUUACUAAGACUCCACCCGAGCUGAACCAGAUGAUCAAUACCUUGGCUGCCAGAGAUCAUUCCUGGGGACAGAGUAGCAGAGGAAGACAUUCCCGGGACCGUGGUGUGCACGCCAUGGAGACCAGAUCCGGGCUCGAGCAGCAGGUAGCUGAGCUAGUGCAGACAUUGAAGCAGCCCAACAGUCUUAUUCCGGGCAGAGGUUUGGCUACACCUCCAGUUGUUCAAUGUCAGUGGUGUGAGAGCUCGAAUCACUUAGUGGAAGACUGCCAGGCUAUGAGGGAGUCUACUACUCCCCAAGAGCAGUUGGACUUCAUCGCCAAUGCUCGGCGCCUCGACCCGUACAGCAGCACAUAUAAUGAGGGGUGGCGCCAGCAUCCCAACUUGGCCUGGAGCAGCAACACCACUAAACCACCUGGUUUCCCAGCACCAGCCGGUGGUUUUCCGCAAAGGCAGCCCUUCCAGGCUCGACAGGGGCCAGCCCCACAGCAGCAGCCCUACCAGCCUAGGCAGGGGCAACCAUUCCAGCAGCCCCAACGCCAGUUUGCUGAGCCAGCAGCAGCUCCAGCCCCAGAUGACCGGAUGACAAAGCUGGAAAAUAUUCUAGCCUCAUUCAUGACUAGCACUCAGGCAGCUAUCACGUCACUGGAGGCAGGUCAGCGGAACCAGGGCGCCAUUUUGCAAGAUCUGCAGACCCAGGUGGGCAUCUUGGCCCGCCAAAACACUACCAGGGCACCGGGGACUCUGCCUGCCACCACUAUCCCGAAUCCUCGGGAUCCUCACCAGCUCCAGCAGUUGGAUGCCAUUUUUACCAGGAGCGGUAAGACCAUAUCUGCUGAUCCUGUCCCGGCCAGACAGGAGGAACCAGUACCUGCUUCAGCACUUCCAGCCGACGAUGCAGAAGUGCGGGUGGAGAAGGAAGCUCCUGCUCCCAAGCCACAACCAGUGGUUAAGGAGCAUGUACCCCAGCUCCCCUUCCCCACUCGCCUACACAAAGACAAGCUGGAGACUGAGUUUGCCAAGUUUAUGGCAAUGUUGAAGCAGCUCAACAUCAGCAUACCGUUCGUGGAGGCACUGUCGAAGAUGCCCAAGUAUGCCAAGUUCAUGAAAGACCUCCUCACCGACAAGAAGAAACUUGGGGAUCUUUCGACAGUGAUGCUCAGUGAGGAGUGUUCUGCUAUCUUGCAGAACAAGCUGCCCGAGAAGCGAAAAGACCCAGGGAGUUUUACUAUCCCUCUUACUAUUGGCAGCAUGCAUGUAGGCAAGUCCUUGGCGGACCUAGGCGCUAGCAUAAACGUCAUGCCAUAUAAGUUGUAUAAAAAGCUAGACCUAGGUGAACUUAGCCCUACUAGGAUGAGCAUUCAGCUGGCUGAUCGUUCCAUUGUGCAUCCUAGGGGAAUCAUAGAGGAUCUGCUUGUCAGUGUCGGUGCAUUCACAUAUCCUGUUGAUUUUGUUAUUCUUGAUAUACAUGAGGAUGUGGAUGUACCUUUGAUUCUGGGUAGACCAUUUCUUGCCACUGCCAAGGCACUUAUUGAUGUGCAUGAUGGUAAACUGAUCCUGCGUGCUGGGAAUGAACAGGCUACUUUUUCUGUGACUGAAUUUGAUCACUGUGCUAUGAUUGCUGUCACACCUGUGCAUGCCAUUUCUGAUCAGGUACACGAGCCUGUCGUGUAUCCUUCUGCACCUCUUAUUUUGCAGGACCCUCCUAUCAUUCCUUCGCUGCCACUCCAUCCAGCCUCGCCUCCGAACAAAAAGAUCAAGGAGGAGUGGCGGCCGAAGCAGCAGGUUGCCAAGCCUGCACGGAAGAACGGUGGAGACCACUAUGAGCUGAUCCCACCUCCUGCACCACGACCACCCUGGCCGUCCGGGUACUCACUCGCCUGCAUCUUGCCAGAUGGCCAGGUCGAGCUGACCGAUGAUGGUGGUCGCAUCCGUCGGGUGCAUGGCCACAACCUGAAGCUGUACCUCAAGAGCGACGUGGAUCCGCUCUUGGAGGCACCUGUUCCUGCACCUCCCUGAGGAUCCGCUCUUGGUUUUGGUUUGUUUUCUUUUGUUUUGGAUGAUGUCUUAUUGGGCUGACAUUGGACCUAACAUAUUGUGCUUGAGCUCUUUGGUUUCCUUUAGCUGUGCUUGGCUUGACUGAUCCGCUUCCAGUCCCCUACAGUCCGUGCAUACCGGUAACAUCGUUCCCCUUUCCCUUCCCUCUUCUCCAUUGAGGGCAAUGUCGAUCUUAAGUGUGGGGGGAUGUUUAUCUUUUGACUGCAUUAGACCUGUUUGUGUGCUUGGAGCCUAGUCCAAUGUCCAAAUUUUUAAAUUUGAGGGCUCCAAGUACGUGUUCCUUGCAAUUGCCUGCUCAGUAUGCUUUGAAUUGACAGUCUUUAUAGUAAUAUGCAACCUAGGGAGGUAGUGUAGCACUAUGGAGGAUGUUGAUGCAUUUAAGAAUUCUCAUUUCUUCUUCAUAUUGUGUUGGUUGAUUGAGUGAAUUAGUGAUCUUAGGACCCUUGAAUUGUGUGGUGUUGUGGACUCUCUACUUUUCAUGGACUCUUGUAUCAUGUUUUGAAAAUAACAGGUGCUCGAAAAUGUGCUUUAGAAUAACGUCUCCCGUGCGAAUAGGGCGGAAGUGUGUGAGGGGAGACGGGAAUUCGUUCCCAAUUGCCACCUACUACCUCCAGCCCCCUUACAUGUCUUUCCCCCGCACGAGGCUCGAGACAUCCGCUCCUGGCAUGGCCGGUAAGAGCAGGUUGGGACCCUUGAAAAAAAGAGAAGAAAAAAAUAACAGAAAACAAGCAAAACAGAAAGAAAAGGGGUUCCAACCAUCUUCAAGAAGAAAAUAGAGCACCUUGAAAAAUGUGAGUCCAUGAUCCUUUGUUUUUGAGAAUUUCUUCAUCCACAAUUCAUUUGUCCUCUGUUCACUAUUUGCCAUGAUGCCGACUCGAUACUAGUGCUCUCGGCGAAGAAGCUAUGAGAUGACUUGUGCGUCGGUUGACCUCGUAAGCUGCUAAAUGAUCUAGGAAGUCCUCUACCUACGAUCUGGGUUGUUUGUUGCUAUAGAGGUCUGGAGAGUUGCAUUGGUUUGAGUUAGGUUUGCUUGGAGACAAGCAAACGGUUAAGUGUGGGGGAGUUUGAUAACGAUGUAAUUGCACAUAUUUGCGCCCCUAGUUCUUAUCCGUUUGAGGGGCAUAGUCGUGUAUUUUUGGCCUAUUUUACGCCGGGUUGUGCUAUUUUGUCAUAUUUCAGGUCCCAGACGUCAAAGGAAAGGCUAAGCACGAGUUUCGGGGCAUUCAGAAGUCAUUUCGUCGAGCUGGAGCCAAAACACGGGCACACCUAAAACAAAACACGGCCGUGUUCUGUGACCGUGCUUUUACUGCCGAGAGCUAAUUGAGUUUGGCAAAUUCAAGCCAAAACACGGGCUGAAAGCACGGCCGUGUUCUCCCAAAGCACGGCCGUGUUUGCACCAACACAUUGGCCGUGUAAUUAACCCUAGCUAAAGCA